CCUUCUGACCCAUCACUCCGGCCCUUGGACCAGGAAAAGGAGAAACCCGGAUACCGCAGCCAUGAUGAGGACAACAGCCCAGGUCCAAUAGCGGCAGAGGAAUAUCCGGCCGAGCUUACCGUUGCCGCCGAUGGUUCGGGAAACUAUAAAGGCAUCAAUGAAGCGCUGCAUAUGUUCCGGGCCUAUUCGCCCGUGCCAUUGAAGCUGCAUAUCAAAAAUGGUAUCUAUAAAGAGAAGGUAGUGAUCCCGCACUGGCUCACCAACCUCACCAUCGAUGGCGAAGACCGCGACAAGACCAUUAUCACCAACGACGAUUAUUCGGGAAAGUUAUUGCCCGGCGGCAGGGAUGAAAAGACAGGCAAAGACAAGAAUUUCAUCACUUUCGCAUUACUGCUUACCGGCUUUCAGGCCGGUGGUCAGGCCGCGUCUGCCCCGCAAAAAGAUACGUCCUUUAAUAUCCCCGCCACCUUACUGAAAGAGAAAAAGCGGCGACCUUAUAUCACCGUUGCAACACCAACGCUGCCGGGAAAUGUGAAGCUGGAAAAGGAUAAGGUAUACCGGACGAUCGGGGAGCGGGAGCUGGUACUGGAUAUCUUCUACCCAAAGCAAACCAGGAAACGCAAACCGGCAGUACUGCUGGUGUUUGGCGGCGGCUGGCGCUCGGGCGAUAAGACCCAUAACCAUGCCAUGGCCACGGAGCUCGCCCGGAAUGGUUAUGUAGCCAUAAGCGCGGAAUAUCGUUUGUCGCCGGAAGCCAUUUAUCCCGCAGCAGUGUAUGAUCUGAAAGCAGCCGUCCGCUGGAUGAAGGCUCACGCUAAAGACUAUGGCAUCGAUACAACGAAGAUUGCCGUGCUGGGAUGUUCCGCCGGUGGCCAGUUGGCCGCGCUAUUAGGCACCACCAAUAACAAUCCUCAUUUCGAGGACCGUAAUGGAAAUCCAGGUUAUUCAUCCGUAAUACAGGCGGUAAUAGAUAUUGAUGGCACCCUCGCUUUUCAUCAUCCUGAAUCGGUGGAAGGUACGGUGGCCGCCCAAUGGCUCGGUGGUACUUAUGAAGAAAAGCCGGAGGUCUGGACGGAAGCUGCUCCCCUUGAGCAUGUAGACAGCAAUACCGCUGCCUUCCUUUUUGUCAACAGCUCCCUGCCACGCUUUCAUGCCGGUCGUGAUGAUAUGAUCCGCAAGAUGGACGCACUUCAUAUUUACUCGGAAGUACAUACCCUGGACGAUACGCCGCACCCGUUUUGGUUUUUCAAUCCAUGGUUUGAUCCGAUGAUGGGACACAUCACCGGUUUCUUAAACAAGCAGUUUAAAUGA
Messenger RNA from Ostertagia ostertagi, 1311 nucleotides. The record is from the annotation of a GenBank genome assembly. NCBI's taxonomy places the organism in Eukaryota, Metazoa, Nematoda, Chromadorea, Rhabditida, Trichostrongylidae.